Molecule: messenger RNA, 4247 nt
Organism: Rhinolophus ferrumequinum (greater horseshoe bat)
Lineage: Eukaryota; Metazoa; Chordata; Mammalia; Chiroptera; Rhinolophidae
Gene: PRMT2IP
Product: chromosome 6 C15orf39 homolog
Exons: 3
Coding region: 217-3249 (1010 amino acids)
Source: RefSeq, a predicted model, not a curated record
CGCCCGGCGGCGGCGCGAACGGCCGCGAGGAGGGUGGCUCUGGACUGGGAGCUCACCGCGACUUCCCGCGUAGGGCCUGGCCAGACAAGGACCAGCGGCCUCAGCGGCGCUGGAGGAUGCUGCCGCGGCCCUGGGCGGCGGCAGCCGGCAGCCUGGCGCCCUACAGGUCAGCAGCUGAGUAGCUGGGGCCCCGGAGGGCUUGAAGCCUUCACAGUGAUGUCGGAGAAGCGGCCACUGGGCACCUUGGGGCCUGUGAUGUAUGGCAAGCUGCCCCGCCUAGAGGCCGACUCUGGGCCUGGGCACAACUUGCCCCCCUCUGCUGGUAACCAGGACCCCUGCAGCUACAAGGGUGCCUACUUCUCCUGCCCCAUGGGGAGUGCUCCCAAAGUAGGGUCUGAGCGGUUGGCAUCCUGGACCCCGUACCCACCCUUGUAUCCUACCAGCGUGGCAGGACCCCCACUUCGGGGAGACAACCUGUUGACUGGCUGCCUGCUCUACCGUCCACCAGCAGAGAGCUCUGAGAAGGUGCGGGACCCUGGUCCUGUCGAACUCCUGCCGUUCACUCCCCAGGCUCAGUCCUACUCAGGCCCGCCGCUGGCUGCACCCAAACCUGUGUAUCGCAGCCCUCUGUGUUACGGGCUCUCAGCCUGCCUGGGGGAAGGGGCAGCGAAGAGGUCACUGGAUGUUGAUUGGACAAUGGUAACUGGGCCCCUAAUACCCCCAGCCGACCCACCUUGUUCUCUGACCCUGGCCCCUGGCAAGGGCCAGUCCCUGGAUGGCACCUUCUUGCGUGGGGUGCCAGCUGGGGGAUCUGGCAGAGACUCCUCAGGGAGCUUCUCCCCGUGCCAAGCAUCAGGGAGCUUCUCCCCAUGCCAGACAUUCCUGGACAAGUAUCGGACCAUCCACAGCGCAGGCUUCUUGGCCUCCAAGUACACAGGUCCUUACUCUGGGGACCCCAAGCAGGCAUUGUCCGAGGGACCCCCCAGUCCUUGGACCCAGCUGGCUCAACCCCUAGGGCCAACCUACCAGGAUACAGUACCGUCCCACUACCCACUGCCCCACCCUCCACAGGCCCUGUCUUGCCCUCCAGCCUGUCGCCAUCCAGAGAAGCAGAGCAACUACAGUUCAGUUCCCCCACUGCAGCCUCUGGGAGCCCACAAAGGGGUUGGGUACCCAGCUGGUGGGCUGAACAGCCCCUUCCUGAGGCAGCAGGCAGCCCAGACACACUGUAUGCCCCCAGUGGGCCUGGACACUUAUUCCUAUUCCCCUGCUCCCCUCCCAGCACCCUCACCAAGCCUCAAGCUGGAGCCACCUAUCACUCCACGGUGCCCACUGGACUUUGCCCCCCAGACUCUGGGCUUUCCUUAUGCCAGGGAGGACAUCUCUCUCUGUGGAGCAUCCCCGGGGCUCGGAGGGUCACCGCCUUCCCAGAACAGUGUACAGGCUGUGCCGCAGCCCGGUGCCUUCCAGCGGGCGUGCCAGCCUGUGCCAGCCAGUCAGCCAUGCCCAGAGCCUGUGAGGCCUGCAGAGAAGCUGGUGCGGGAAGCGGAAGACGCGGUGUGGCUGCCUAGCUGCAGGAAAGAGAAACUCCAGCCCCAGCUCACUGAGCACCCUGGGGCACCCAUUGUUAUCACGGACAGUCCAGUUCCCCGAACCCCCCCGGCGCUCCCCCCCUGUGCGCAAGCGCGCCGGGCUCUUCCCCGGAACGAGGCUGCGUUGCCCUCAGGCUCUCCGCCCAUGCCUAUUAUUGACAACGUCUUCAGCCUGGCCCCCUACCGUGACUAUCUGGAUGUGCAGGCGCCAGAGGCCCCAGCUGAGCCUGACCCACCCCCAGCUCCCAAGAACAGCCAUGACAAAGACUCCAGGGGGACCCCUCCCACCCAGGAGGCCCCUUCGAGGGUGCACUGCUCACUUAGGGAGGAGGUGGCACUGGACUUGAGUGUGAAGAAGUCUGUGGCAGAGUCUCCUACCAAGGUUCCUAGUCCUGCAGUGCACACCAAGCCCCCUGCAGCCAUGGAUGCGCCACCCCUGGGGAGCACAGUCUCUGAGGUGCCAGUGACCACAGAAGCCACUCCAAAGACCAACUUCCACAGCUCCGUGGCCUUCAUGUUCCGAAAAUUCAAGAUCCUCCGGCCCGCACCCCUGCCUGCAGCUGUGGUCCCAUCCGUGCCCACCUCAGCCCCUGCCUCCACCCAGCCUUCGCCCACCCCUACAUCUGUGCCCAUCGGACUGCAGCUUCUCACCCAGCCCUUGCCCAUGGCCUGCUUCGACCUGGCGCUGCCCAGUCCUCCAGCUGUGGCUGUGGCAGCCACAGGCCAGACGUCUGCUCCAUCGCCUUCUCCACCUCAGGCUCCGACCCCAGCUUCUGCCCCUGCCACAGUGGACUCCCCAGAGCAGCACUUUGCAGGACUGCAUGAGUCCCUAUGUGACGCCAUCUCGGGCUCGGUGGCCCACUCCCCGCCUGAGAAGCUGCGUGAGUGGCUUGAGAUGGCCGGGCCUUGGGGCCAGGCAGCGUGGCAGGACUGCCAGGGUGUGCAGGGGCUGCUGGGCAAGCUGCUGUCCCAGCUGCAGCGCUUUGUGUGCACACAGCAGUGUCCCUUCCCCCACGUGGUGCGGGCUGGUGCCAUCUUUGUCCCCAUCCACCUGGUGAAGGAGCGGCUCUUCCCAAGGCUGCCCCCUGCAUCCGUGGACCUGGUGCUGCAGGAGCACCGCGUGGAGCUCCGGCCCACCACACUGUCCGAGGAGCGGGCGCUGCGGGAGCGGGCGCUGCGGGGAUGCACCUCACGCAUGCUGAAAUUGCUGGCACUGCGCCAGCUGCCUGACAUCUACCCUGACCUGCUAGGCCUGCAGUGGCGGGAUUGUGUACGCCGCCAGCUGGGUGACUUAGAGGCUGAGGCUGGAUCUGUGCCCUCCUCCUCAGAACCCACCAUGGCUAGAAAUGAGCCAGAGAGCCUAGCCCUGGCCCAGAAGUCUUCCGUCUCCAAAGCCAAGAAGCCCAAGAGGAAGCCACCAACCCCUGGUCAGGAGAAAGCAGAGGCGACUGCUGGGGGAGGGUCCCGCGGUUCCUCACCUGUUCCUGCUCCCAGCACCAAUCCAUCCAGCUCCACACUGAGGGCCCGCUUUCGCAGUCUGCUGGAAACCGCCUGGCUCAAUGGCCUGGCACUGCCCACUUGGGGCCACAAGACCUCAGGACCAGCCCAGCCAGCGCCCCACGCACAGCUUUUGGGCAACAGGAGCCAUUACCUAUAGUGAUGGUUGAUGGUGGCUGGUGCUGUUUGGACAGCUGCUGUUUGGGGAUCACUUUCUGUACCCCCUCCCUUCCACCUGCACAGCUGUCCAGGGCCAGGAGUGGACAUGCCCGAAGAGUUUCUCUGGCUCUCACCUGCGCGCGCCCCCCACCCCCCGCUGACAUGACAGUCCCUCAGCUUUUAACUUGAGGCUUGCUCUUAGAAAGGACUAUUUCCUGUUUCUUCUUGGAGAAGAUGUGGGUUUUAGAGCCCACCUUACUUGGGCUUGGAUCCUGGCUCCUGUUUCUUGCUGUGUAACCUGGCAAGCUACUUCCUCUCUUGAGCCCUCAGUUCCCCAUUUGUAAAACAGGACAACACAGCCUACCUCACAGGGUUGUUGUGGGGGUGAUGCCUGACACACACCCAUCACGGUUUUCUCUCUGCUCCCUCCCUAGGACGGGCCCAGACCCCAGGCAGAACCUUCCUCCAGUGGGACUUGGUUAUCUUGGAGUGGUACAGUAGACAGUGUAUAUGACGCCCACACUUUCUAGAGUCACCCCAGGGUUUGGCCUGUAGCUCCCUGAGGGAGCCUGCCCCUCCCCUCCCUUGCUACAGGGGUGCAGGGAUAUGGCCUGGGGCUGGCAUCUUUGUUCUGGGCCUGCUGCUCUGAGGAGGUCCCAGGCCUGUCCUGAAUUGACACUAGUGACUUCCCUGAGUUGCCAACCCCACCUGGUGUGUUAUCCCAAGAAAGCUGUGUGUUUGCUGGAAGCCAGGCAGCUGCAGGGACUGGAAGGGACAGGCUGAAUGAUGACAGCUCAGUUCUGGGAGGUCUCCAAAGAUGUGGACUGAGGAUGUCGCUGCUGUCCGAGCUGGAGCACCACCAGCCUGCUGUAGGUCACCUCCUUACAGUGCUAAACUGAGCCCAGAGGCUGGCAAGCUGGGCUCGUGGCCUCAUUGACGUUUGUAAUAAGGGUGUGGGCCCUGGAGAGGGGCCAUUAAACAUUAAAGCAUUUGGGUUGA